This is a messenger RNA of Penicillium brevicompactum, 2478 nucleotides long. RefSeq lists its product as uncharacterized. The record is from RefSeq and is a predicted model, not a curated record. Gene Ontology annotation, biological process: protein phosphorylation. NCBI's taxonomy places the organism in Eukaryota, Fungi, Ascomycota, Eurotiomycetes, Eurotiales, Aspergillaceae. Gene Ontology annotation, molecular function: protein kinase activity; oxidoreductase activity; ATP binding. Bases 1 to 2478 code for a protein of 825 amino acids. The transcript has 9 exons.
AUGUUGAAUAUAUCAUGGCCGUCGCUACCUUCACUGAACAUAUUUUCAUCAUCGCCACGUCAAGCUAUCAAGCUGCCGCCUGCCAAGGUUCAUGAGACCGAGACAGCUCAUCAGAAGCCAGCCCGGGCACUGAAGCACCUAUUGAAAUUGGACCAUGUUGAGAAUGGCCUCUUUGACAGGCGACAACUCCCAAGUCAAAUGUCCCAUCUUUUGAGUUCGUCUUUUCUACAAGGCGCAGAUGCUAACGACUUGGGACGUAUCUACGAAUCCCAAAUGAGUGAGGUUGUUAAGUGGAAGGACUCCCCUGCCGAGCUCACCACACUAGAUUGGCAUAGCCACCUUGGAUGCCGAGAGUUUGACCGAGCUUUUGUUGACUUCUUCGAGGAUGAGCUGACCCGUCUUGACUAUGACUGGAAGCAAGUCGUGAAUGAAUAUCUGUUCCAAGGACAGGAACCAGUGUUUGAUUCGAUUAUGGCUUCUCUUGGACUUCCGUUGAUUCACCUUGCAUAUGCUUUUGAGAUGAACAGCCGAGAGAUCGGUAUGGAAGCACUUGGUCUCGCAGCAACUUGCCACAGCGAGACUUACACGUCCCUUGCAACCUCAACGCACUCAACCCAAGAAUCAACUUAUCAACAAAGAUCGCUCUUCGAUAUCCUGGAUCGGGUUGGUGACGAUCAAAGCUUUGAUGGUCUCUUCCCCACAGCGGGCAGCGAUAACCUCGAAACCCUACUCACAUCUCCCAAUACUGCGUUACUAGACCACUGGGGCGCAUGGAAGAUCGAGAACCCAUUGGAACAGUUCCGGGAAAGUCAGCAACUUGCAGUUGCAUUGUUAAUUGGAACAUCCGAGGGGGAUUCGAGCGGCUACUACGAUUGGUUCUUUGCUAUGGUACUUGCAUCCAGCCAUGCUGUUCGGGUCAUGCUUCCCAUGAUCCCCGCCCAAUUCCAGAUUCCUCUAGUUCGGCAAUGGUGGCUCAACGCCCUCGCAAUCUAUAUCUCGCAGCUUCGUCCCGAGAUCAAGCUCGACCGAAUCCGCCAUUAUGAUUCCAAAGAGAAGGACUGGGAAUGGGUUGCCCAGCAAGCGGUGACAGGCGCCUUUUCAACUGAUGCCUCGUUUGUACAAACUACCCGUGUACUGAAAGCGCAGGCUGAGACUUGGGGUGAUCAUGAUCGCUUCUUCUUGAAGGCAGCCGUGCGAAUGAUGACGCGGAAUCUUCCCAAAAUCCUCAUGCAUCCCUUCAAGGCAUUUCGCCAAUCGCCUUGGGCAUUGGCAUCCGCCCUUCCAUCGCGAAUUGACCCGUCUUUGCUAGUUGAAGAGGAGAACUCUCCCUAUUACGACCCGUUCCACUUUUAUCCAGCGCGUAUUGGUGAAAUCCUCAAUGACCGGUACCAGAUUGCGACCAAGCUUGGCCACGGAAGCAGAUCGAGUGUUUGGCUUGCAAGGGACCUUCAUCAGUGGCGCUGGUCGAACGAGCGAUACGUGGCUCUUAAGAUUAACUCCAAUAACUCACAUGCACGGAAGAAUUCUGGUGGUGUUGAGCUGGAGGUUUUGCGACAUAUAACGAGAGCGAACCGUCAACACGAGGGCUGGCAUUUCGUCCGAAAAUUACUUGAUUCGUUCUCUGUGCAGGGAGUUUCAGGAGGCCAUGUAUGUCUCGUCUUCGAACCUCUACGUGAGUCACUGGGGAAAUACUGCCAAAGAUGGCAAGAUGGCGUGAUGCCGCCGGAGAUUCUCAAAAUUAUACUCCAAGAAAUACUUCAAGCGCUUGAUUAUCUCCACACUGAAUGUCACAUCAUUCACACUGACUUGAAACCGGAUAACAUCAUGGUACGAUUGGAAGAUCUUGAGCUUUUAUCCCAGGAUGCUCGUGAUGAGUUUGAGAACCCACUACCUCAGAAGCAUUGCAAUGAUGAACGCAUCAUCUAUUUGUCUCGUAAGGGUUAUGGGCUAUUAAAGGACAUUAUCGGACUUAUUGAAGUCGUCGACUUUGACCUAGCAGUCCAGGGUGAUGUUUUUCAGGAUGGCUGCAUCCAGGCGGAGGUAUAUCGUGCGCCAGAGGUCAUCCUUGACAGAGGAUACACAUAUAGUGCUGAUAUAUGGAGCUUGGGAGUUAUGCUAUGGGAUUUUCUAGAAGGACGAACACUGUUUGAAUCGGUUGAUCCACGCAUCGUUGAAGACUAUGACGACGAAACACAUCUGUCGUACAUCACGUCACUUUUGGGUCCUGCUCCUAAAGACUUUGUUAGCCACGGCAAGAGGACAUCGAUGUUCUAUACGGCUGCUGGAACACUCAAAAAGGAAGAAUUGGUUCCUAGUAGCUUUAGCUUUGAAAGCACACUCUCCAAAUUUAAUGGGGAGGAAAAGGCCAUGUUCAUUAAGUUCGUCAGUCGGAUGAUCAAAUGGAACCCCGAAGAGCGAAGUACGGCGAAGGAGCUACUGCAGGAUCCAUGGCUUCACAACGAUUAUUCACAAGCAUAA